UUCAUAUAUCAUGUAUUGAACCUAAAGUCGGCACACGCCUGAUAGCAAACCACGCUAACCCGGCUAUAGAACCCCGCCCAUUCCGUUACAGCUACUAGCAAAAUAACUAGCCGUUAGCUUUCCACUGUGUUUGGCGUUGGAAGGUCCAUCUUCUACUUCUCCUGAUUAUUAAACUUUAACGCUGUCCGGACACUUUUUAAAACUUAAGGACCUGAGCUUAUAUCCGGGAUGUGCUCGGUCGUCGGCUGUGAUUCAGGGCGUCGCGGUGCGCAAAGGUUCAAGUUACCGGAGGAUCCGGAGAGGAGACUGGAGUGGGUCCAGUUCCUCUUCGAAGUCAACGGGCAGCGACUCAAAGAAACGUGCUGGACUGAUAUCACAAUUUGUAGUGAGCACUUUACUGAUGACUGUUUUGUAAACCCGAGUCUGAUUGGCACGGUCCAGCUAAAGUCCAGUGUUGUCCCAUCACUGUGUAUCAAGUCAGAGCCUCUGGAGAGCCCACAACAUGUGGAGCCUGUGGGACAUUGUUCAACUUCCUCCUCUGAAAAAUCUAAACACACUUUAACAGGUUCCCCAGUAAGUCCUGGUUCAAGUGGAGUUUCAAACGGCAUGACCUCUGGAUCUGACCAGAUGCAACCAAAAGACAUGACUAUUGAUUUGAACAAGGAAAAAGCUGCGCUUCUACAGAUGAAAGGGAAGUUGGUUGUGAAUGAAAGCUGCCUCCUCCAGUUGUUCCGUCGCAACUGCCCGUCAUGUGGUUGUAAACUUCAGACAGAGAAGGUCACCUAUGGGGUCCUCAUUGUUUUGAACCAAUGGUGUCUUCAGUGUGAGUACAGAUUCCAGUGGAAAAGCCAAGUCAAUGCCAGCGUCCCAAGAGCUGAACACCUGACAGGAGGCACAGAAGUGACUCCAGAGACCCAAGAGGACAUUCCAACAGAUGACCGCAUCAGCAGUACAGUUUUCUCGGAGAUUAUUACUUUCAGUGAUGAAGAAAGCGAUCCCUCAGAUGAAGGAGAGGAGGGUGAUGAAGGUGAGGUGAGUUCGGAUGGGGAAUGGAAUCCAACUGAGGAUUUUGUGUUGGCUGAAGAGCUCACAAAAGAGUCUGAGGAGGAAAGCGAAGAUGAAGGCGAAGAGGAAGAAGAUUUGGAUUCCACGGGUGGCCUCAAAAUUAAUGAGCUCUGCACAGAGUGUGGAAGUUUUUUCAGUAUUCUGAAGCCUCACACGUGUGUGCACAAAAGAAAGCCCUUUUCCUGCAAUAUCUGUGGCAAAAGAUGCGUUACCGAGAUAUCUCUAAAAACUCAUAGCAAAAUCCAUGACGAAACCUAUGAACAUCCUUGCAAGUACUGCCACGUUACCUUCAAAACAAGGGUGGACAAACUUAAACACGAGCAGACCCAUCAAGAUAGAAAAGAUCCAUACAAAUGUCCUGACUGUCCAGAGACGUUUGCCACCAGUAAAGAACGCAGCAUCCACCUGACAAAUCACAGAGUCCGGAGAGAGUUCAAAUGUGGAGUUUGUGGGAUUGAAUUUAAGGAUGUGCAUCAUCUUCGGAGACACUCUGUUGUGCAUACUGGAUUGAAACCCUACAAAUGUUCGGUGUGCCAACGUGGCUUCAGCCAGACCAGCCACCUGAAAUCCCAUAUGCGUCUGCACACAGGUGAGAGGCCUUAUAAGUGUCAGCUUUGUGACAAAAGCUUUAAUCACAACGUGAGCUUGAAGAGUCACGUCCAGCGGUACCACUCAUUGAGCUCUGGACGUGAACAGAAGAAAGGAAAGGGAAAGGAAAGGGAAAGCGACACUAGUGAUGCUCAGGAUAGUGAGAAUAAGAAAGACACAUACUCUGAGUCUGACAAUGUAGAAGAACAACAACACACAGAAGAGGAGGUGCAGAAAAAGGGAACAGAAAUGCCAAAAAGUAAGAGAAAGAGGAGCACAGGUAGACCCAGAGGAAGGCCAAAGAGAAAUGCAGCCGGCAGCUUGGUACUCGCAGGGCAAAAAAAGGUCCAGCGUUCAUACAUUAAACCUGCAAAAUCAAAGGCACAGAAGUUAAAGAAAACCGGUUCCAGCAACGAAGAAAGUGAGGACGAGCCAUCAGACAGUGACAUGUCCCUUGACGCCACGGAAGAGGAAGAAGAAGAGAAGGAGACAGUGAGGAAGAGCACGGGGAGAUCAAGAGGAAGACCAAAAAUUGACAAUGACACUGAUUUUGACCCAGAGGAAGAAACAAAGAAAAAGAGGUACAGCAGCCAGAGCAGUGGUAAGAGCUUGGGGAAACGUAGGGGCACAGCGAAGAAGAAUGUUGACUAGCUUAACAAUUAAUUUAGUGUGAGCAAUUGUGAAAAGAAAGAAGCCAAUGAGAUUGGAGGGCUAUAGAGAACUAACUGGGUUAGGAUGUCUUGAUUAGAUAUAUUAAAACAAUUCAGAAUACGAGAAACAAAAUAUCCACAUAAGCCAGCGCCUCUCUGAAUUAAAUCAUCUUUUUAAAUCAACACUUUUAAAUCUGUUGACUGGUGUGUAGACCAUGGAGUUAAAUUGGGAACAUUAAUUAACCAGGGCUGACGUUAAAUCUUUGACACAAUAGACACAAUUUAGCUUGAUAAAUGGUCUUCUGCCUGUCACCAAUGAGACCAACCCUAUCAGAUGAUUUGAUAUCAGUAAUUAUAAAUGAACGUGCAGUAAUGGAGGUCAAUGCAAAUUACCUUUGGAAAAUUUGGGUCACCAAAUGCAGGAAAAAAGGGCUUUACUGUUCAGAAAAUGUGUACCCUAUUCAUGUAUUGUAAUAAUAAUGUCGGCUUCAAGCUAAAAAAAUACCUUUAUGCUCUGAAAUGAAGUCAGGCACUAUGGCACUUUCAAUUUCUUAUUCACUAUAAAGCUGCACAAUUAUGAAUCUUCAGUGAUUUAUCAGUCUGUAGAGAGCUCUAGAAGUGUUCAGAUAGCAAUUCAUUGUUAGGUGUUUUGAUUUUUUUAUGAAUCAGUAAUACACAAUUACACAGAAGACCUGUUAAACUAAUAAAUCAGUCUCAAUCAA
Molecule: messenger RNA, 3025 nt
Organism: Micropterus salmoides (largemouth bass)
Lineage: Eukaryota; Metazoa; Chordata; Actinopteri; Centrarchiformes; Centrarchidae
Product: zinc finger protein 485-like
Exons: 5
Coding region: 229-2304 (691 amino acids)
Biological process (GO): regulation of transcription by RNA polymerase II
Cellular component (GO): nucleus
Molecular function (GO): RNA polymerase II transcription regulatory region sequence-specific DNA binding; DNA-binding transcription factor activity, RNA polymerase II-specific
Source: RefSeq, a predicted model, not a curated record